This is a messenger RNA of Diaporthe amygdali, 330 nucleotides long. RefSeq lists its product as uncharacterized. The transcript has 2 exons. The record is from RefSeq and is a predicted model, not a curated record. The coding region runs from base 1 to 330 and encodes 109 amino acids. Lineage: Eukaryota; Fungi; Ascomycota; Sordariomycetes; Diaporthales; Diaporthaceae.
AUGCGGUCCCAUGGAGCAAUGAAAGAUGAGGAGGCGAUCGAUGCAGCGAAGGAGGCGACGCGGGGAGCUGUCUACGGCGCCAUCAAAUGGGGUGCUCUCACGGGAAUUCUCGGCGGGGUCGGAUAUCUCACCUCGCCGCUGUACCGAGGCUUGACGAUUCAAUUCAAAGUCUAUAUUCAAAUGUCAGGCAUGGCAUUUGGGUCCAUGGUAGAGGCAGACCACAGGAUACGGCAGUAUGAGGCCCAUGUGAGGAUGCAGCGGCGGAUAGCAAGGGACAGAGCCAUGUGGCAGAGGUUUGAGGACGAAUACGGAAAGGACGACGACGAGUGA